AUGGGUAUAACCAGCUACUUCAAAGCUGGCAAGAAACCCGACGCCGCCGCCGCUCCCGAAACACAAACCGACAGCGGCGUUUGGCGGCCAAACCGUAGCCAGCAGCCCUCGGCUCUUUCUGAGAAACCUCCUUCGUUUCCGACCAAUGGCAACGACAUGGAACUGCAACCGCCCACGCCUCGAUUCCAGUCGAGGCCUGGGUCGAUAUCUGGCCGGUCGACGCCAUCCAUUGCUGGAAGCUCCAUGUUCCUUGACGACAUCAAGCAUGAGGUCAUGGUCAACUACCUGUACCAACAACAGUGUUCUCAACUUUGGGUCAGUGACGGCUCCGGUGAAGUGGAGGGUGUUCUCCUCCGUAAAGUCCGGGGCCACUACAUGGCAUGCCCCCCUCAGCUGGGCAACUCCCCCUUUGCCAUGGCCUGCGCGGCAAUGAACGUGCAGUGCGCCAUGACGGUCAACUCUCGCGUCAUCAAGACGUUCCUCCAGUGGUCGCCGGACGCAGUCGAUGUGCCUCUGAUGAACGGGUUGCGGGUCCAGAUCCUGCCCACCAUCGAGGAUCUCCCGAGGGCGAGAAAACACCAGUUCGCCGCCUUCGUCGCGUCCGAGGGUCUGCUGAUCGUGUGGGACGACGACCCCAUGCACCUCCUUCAGCGUGCCAAGCUCAUUGAGUCGGAGCUCAUGGAGCUUGUGUGGAAGGCCGGCAACACGGAUGACGAAGAGGACGAGAAAAGGGGCCCCGGCGCGGUGGAGGCCGAGAUUGACGAGGAGAGCGGCGAGAUCAAGCCGGAGAAGCGACCGGUCCACCUCCAGAACACCGUGCUGGUGUCUCUGACGCUCGUUCUCGUCACCGUUUCCCUGGGUGCCGCUUGGCGCGAGCUGGCCAUUGAAGUGUCCGUCGACGGCAACUUCACCAGGCUGGCGCUCGUUUCCCUCUUCCCCGUCCAGGUCUUCUUCACCCUCUUCUUCGCGCAGGUCAUUGUCGGCUGCCUGGCGCAGAUUUUCGGCCCGAUUCGCCAGCUCACCAUCAACUCCAAGUUCUACUCGGCGAGGCCGCCUCCCCGCCUGCAACGCUCCGUGCUCCCCCACAUCACCAUCCAGUGCCCCGUCUACAAGGAAGGCCUGCAGGGCGUCAUCAUCCCCACCGUCAAGUCCAUCAAGCAAGCCAUGUCCACGUACGAGCUCCAGGGUGGUUCGGCCAACAUGUUCGUUAACGACGACGGCCUGCAGCUCGUCUCGGAAGAGGAUCGUCGGGCCCGCAUCGAGUUCUACGCCGACAACAGCAUCGGCUGGGUGGCUCGUCCCAAGCACGGCGAGAACGGGUUCACGAGAAAGGGCAAGUUCAAGAAGGCUUCCAACAUGAACUUUGCCCUCAUGAUCUCGUGCAGGGUCGAGGAGAAGCUGCAAGCCAUCGCCAGGCACCCCGAGUGGAGCCAGCAUGACGAGGCGCAGGCGUACGAGCAGGCUCUCAAGGAGGUGCUCGAGGAGGACGGCCGCGCCUGGGCCGACGGCAACAUUCGCGUGGGCGACUACAUCCUCCUGAUCGACUCGGACACGCGCGUUCCUGCCGACUGCUUCCUCGACGCCGUGUCCGAGAUGGAGCAGUCGCCCGACGUGGGCAUCAUGCAGUUCUCCUCGGGCGUCAUGCAGGUCGUCCACACCUACUUUGAGAACGGCAUCACCUUCUUCACCAAUCUCAUCUACUCGGCCAUCCGAUACACCGUCUCCAACGGGGACGUCGCUCCGUUUGUGGGUCACAACGCCAUCCUUCGCUGGUCCGCCAUCCAGCAAGUGUCUUACCAGGACGAGGACGGAUACGACAAGUUCUGGUCCGAGAGCCACGUGUCCGAAGACUUUGACAUGUCGCUUCGUCUGCAGUGCAGCGGCUACAUCAUCCGGCUGGCCGCAUGGGCCGGCGAAGGGUUCAAGGAGGGCGUGUCCCUGACCGUGUACGACGAGCUCGCGCGGUGGGAGAAGUACGCCUACGGCUGCAACGAACUUCUCUUCCACCCCGUCCGCACCUGGCUCUGGCGCGGCCCGUUCACCCCGCUGUUCCGCCGGUUCCUCUUCUCCAACAUCCGGUUCACCUCCAAGGUGACGGUCAUUUCCUACAUCGGGACGUACUACGCCAUUGGGGCGGCCUGGAUCAUGACGGCCGCCAACUACUUCUUGAUGGGCUGGUUCAACGGAUACCUGGACAAGUACUAUGUCGACUCGUGGAAGGUUUGGUUCUCCAUCAUCCUGGUUUUCAACGGUCUCGGGAACAUUGCGCUUGCGGUGAUGCGGUACCGUGUCGGGGAGCGCAGCCUCCUGCACGCGCUCUUUGAAAACUUCAAGUGGACCAUCAUGUUGGCCAUCUUCCUGGGCGGCCUGUCUCUGCACGUCAGCCAGGCUCUGCUGGCUCACAUGUUUGAGGUUGACAUGACCUGGGGCGCGACGAGCAAGGAAGCCGAGUUUUCAAACUUUUUCAUUGAAGUGCCCAAGGUUUUGAAGAAGUUCAAAUUCUCCAUUCUAUUCGCGCUCGUCUCCAUUGCCGGCAUCGUCAUCCUGGCCGUUGCUCCAUUCGUUCCCUACGACUGGCGUAUCACCGACUUUGUGGCGAUACUUCCGAUGGCCACCGUCGCUGCCAGCCACUUCCUCCUCCCGUUAGCGUUGAACCCUGCUCUGAUGACAUUUUCAUGGUAA
Ustilaginoidea virens is the source of this 2682-nucleotide messenger RNA. RefSeq lists its product as uncharacterized. NCBI's taxonomy places the organism in Eukaryota, Fungi, Ascomycota, Sordariomycetes, Hypocreales, Clavicipitaceae. The transcript has 2 exons. The record is from RefSeq and is a predicted model, not a curated record. The coding region runs from base 1 to 2682 and encodes 893 amino acids.